AUGUUUUGAAGUAAUAAUUUAGGUACAGUAUUAUACAAUUAAUAUUAUACUCAUGUUCUUCUUUGAACAUUAUUUCCAAAAUGUAGUCUUAAAUGCAGACCGUCAAACUGUGCCGAAAUGCUGGCGAAAGAAAUGAUUUGGUGGAUCACCUGGUCGCUCUGGGUCGGGUAUAUGGGUAUAAUGAUCAUACUAGCCAUGGUACUGGUCCAAGAAGGUGUGCUCAUGGCGUGGAGAAGCUGGACCGGCCGAACAAUCACGCCUGUCAGCAGUGUGGACGGUUCCUCGACCGCCAGCCAGCCAGCGGCGACGGACGUGCUCCGCACCAGCUCCCAGGUGGUGACGGUGCGCGUGAUGCCCCGCGGAGGGGACUCCUUGUUCGAGGCGGUGUCGCACCAGCUGCGCUGCGCCGGGACGGGCGCCGCCGCGAGUCCCAGGGAGCUGCGGGACUGGGUGGCGCGCCACGUCGCCGAGCACCUACCGCAGUACCGCGCCCAGGUGCUGGGCUCGGUCGGCGAGCGGUACCCCGGCGUGGGUGCUCAAGCGGCCCAGGUGCUGCGCUACCUGCGGGACCUGCGGCUGCCCGGGUUCCCGCCCGGCGGGGAGACCCUGCAGGCAGUCGCUGACGUCCUGGGCGUCGACGUCGACGUCUUCCCCGAGGGCGGCGCCCGCGAGACCGUGUGCAGCCGCCAGAAGGACGUCGCCACAUCGCUGGGCCUCGCGCGCAGGAUGCUGGAGGACGAGGAGGGAGUCCCCAGGGUCCACUACGACAGCGUCCUGACGGUGACCGGCGCGGAGGACUCCCAGGCGCGACAGUACUCGCAGGACGAGGACAUGGCGCAGGAUGAGUGUUCUCUCCUCAACACGGCCUUCCUGAGCUCGUAGGUCCUGGCGCAUGACCAUCCCGUGGGCGUUCAAGUGCUCAGCCCGACGAAGGCCUCAAGGAACGAGAGCUAUUGGUUUCAUCCCACAGAUUUUUAAUUAUCUCUUUCAUUAAUUCCAUGUCAAAACUUCACGUACCAAGUUUGCAUUCUUUUUGAAAAAAAAAAGUUUUGUAGAAUUGUUUUUUAAUUAUUCUUUAGUCAUGUAAAGGUUCAAUUACCUGUAAAAAAAGAUAAAAUAAAUUUUUUUAUUUAACUGUUUUAAUAAGUUUCAAGAAAAGACCUAACAAUGGUUGCAUUAUUAUUAACUAAUAAACAUACCAUGUAUAUAUUAAUUAUUUAAUUCUUUUGAAUUAUAGAUUAUAACCAAACUACGCUCUGCUACCAGUUGUGAUGCUCCUCCCUCGUGUCUUGUAAAAGUUAUUGAAGUUCCUUAUCAACAUUAGGAAACACUCUGAAAUGAAAAUCUGAAUUACAUGAAAUUGCUGGAAACGAACUGGUCAAAAAGAAUAACAGAGGUGCACGAGAGAGAGUGUGAAAGAAAUUUUGUGCAGACCCUGAAUGGCUUACAAGGAGCUGGAGGAUUGUUUGGUUAUGAGUUUAAAUAAAAAGUCAAUAUUAA
This is a messenger RNA of Bacillus rossius redtenbacheri, 1500 nucleotides long. RefSeq lists its product as uncharacterized. The coding region runs from base 118 to 882 and encodes 254 amino acids. The record is from RefSeq and is a predicted model, not a curated record. The transcript has 3 exons. Lineage: Eukaryota; Metazoa; Arthropoda; Insecta; Phasmatodea; Bacillidae.